GAAACCCAAAAAAAAAGCGGAGAGAGAAAAAAAAAAGGAAAUAAAAAAGCGGAGGAAGGCUCCCCCCAAUUCGGCCUCAAAUCCGCCGCCCGCAUUCCCCGACCUCCGCAGAUCUGGGCCCCGACUCGCCGGAUCGCGCCGCCGCCGCCGGACCCGCGUGAUCCGCCAAGUUGGCGCCGCAGCGGAGGUCGCAGCGCCUCGCCGGCGGCGGCGCGGGGUCUGCCGGCGGCGCCGCGGGCGCCGAAGGAGCCUCCGCGGCCAUGGGCGACUCGUGCGACGCCGUCAUGGCCCGCUGGCUUCAGUCCGCGGGGCUGCAGCACCUCGCGGCCUCCUCGGCUGGACCCGCCGCCGGGGACCAGCGCGGCGCCGGCGCCCUGGGAGGCGGCGCCGGAGGAGCAGGCAUGCUGCCUAGUCUGCUCAUGCAGGGGUAUGGACCGCAGUCCAUUGAAGAGAAACAGAGACUAUAUAUGCUGCUGAGAAGCUUGAAUUUUAACGGAGAGUCUUUGCCUGCAUCAGUCUCUGAGCCCUUCACACCAACUGCUCAGAAUUUUGGCAGCGGGAAUUCUGCAGAUGGUCUGUACUCACCUGAACUUAGAGGUGAUCUUGGAGCUGGUCUCCUAGAUCUCCAUGCUAUGGAUGACACUGGACUUCUAUCUGAUGUACAUUCUGAACCAUUUGAGCCAUCACCCUUUAUGCCAAAGGAAACUGAUGAUGAGGACGAUGAUGAUGUGUUAACAGGAAACCAGCAAGGUCUAGCGGAUAAUUAUAAUGCGGUGACGAGUGAAAAAGAGAGCACCAACAGAGAAAAUAAUGUUGCGAAGAUCAAAGUUGUGGUAAGGAAGAGACCUCUGAACAGAAAGGAGUUAUCACGAAAGGAAGAGGAUGCUGUAACCGUGCACGAUUUAUCUUCACUGACAGUUUAUGAACCUAAGCUGAAGGUGGACUUGACAGCUUAUGUGGAACAACAUGAAUUUUGUUUUGAUGCUGUCCUGGAUGAGGAUGUUUCUAAUGACGAGGUGUAUCGCGAGACUGUGGAACCCAUCAUACCAAUAAUAUUCCAGAGAACAAAAGCAACAUGCUUUGCUUAUGGACAAACAGGUAGUGGCAAGACAUACACGAUGCAACCGUUGCCUCUGAGAGCGGCACAAGACAUGAUUCGUCUUUUGCAUCAACCAGUAUAUCGGAAUCAAAAUUUUAAGCUGUGGCUCAGCUACUUUGAGAUAUAUGGUGGGAAACUCUAUGAUCUUCUAUCAGACAGAAGACACUUACUGAUGAGGGAGGAUGGCAAAAAACAAGUUUGCAUCGUUGGUCUACAGGAAUUUGAGGUUUCGGAUGUCCAGAUUGUCAGGGAAUAUAUUGAGAGGGGAAAUGCAGCAAGGAGCACAGGGUCAACAGGGGCGAAUGAAGAAUCAUCGAGGUCGCACGCUAUUCUGCAACUGGCUGUUAAGAAGCAUAUUAUAGUAACUGAUACCAGGAGGCAAAGGAACCGGGAUGCUAAUGAAGCUAAGAGUACGAAAGCAGUGGGGAAAAUAUCUUUCAUUGAUCUCGCUGGUAGCGAACGUGGUGCUGAUACAACAGAUAAUGAUAGGCAGACAAGAAUUGAAGGAGCAGAGAUAAACAAGAGCCUCCUUGCUCUUAAGGAAUGCAUCCGAGCCCUUGACAAUGACCAGAUACACAUUCCUUUCAGAGGAAGCAAGCUCACAGAGGUUCUCCGUGACUCGUUUGUUGGCAACUCUCGGACGGUGAUGAUUUCAUCACCUGGCCAGGAAAAAAUUGUAAUUAGUCUCCAGUCUUGUCCUCUGAGCAAACCCGCCGUGUCGUCUCCAGUCUUGUCCUCGGUGUCGGCUAGCCAGGUGAUCCGGCUAGGUCCAGAUCCGGUUGACACGAAGAACCCUAUGUUAACUGGAUCUUGGAUCUUGGAAUAGGCUAUUGCAAAAUCC
Messenger RNA from Lolium perenne, 1940 nucleotides. The record is from RefSeq and is a predicted model, not a curated record. Lineage: Eukaryota; Viridiplantae; Streptophyta; Magnoliopsida; Poales; Poaceae.